AUGGCGCACGAUCCCAGCCUAGUAGGGUACGCCGACUACUUCGCGGAGACGGGGAGCAACGGGGGCGGCGUCACGCUCGUGCCGGAGGUGGACACCCGCGCGGAGCAUCAGAUGUAUGGCGGCGGAUUGCACCAUCAUCACCACUCCGGGGUGAACAUGUUCGGGGCCAGGGGCUUCGGCAUGGCGCCGCCCGGCGAGGCGACGUCCGCGCAGAGCAAGGCCGCGCUCGACUUCGACGUCGACGGCUCGUCUACCAUCAGCUUCUUCCGCGGCGAGCAGCACCACCACCAGCACCAGCAGCUGCAGAUGGGCCAGGCCCCGUUGUCGCUGUCGCUCCACGGGCCGCCGGACGCCGGGUCGUCGUCGUUCAUGCUGCACCACCAGCUCGGCGGCGGCGAGCCCCGGCUGCAGCAGCACCAGCAGACGGCGCCGGGGGCAUGGCAGGUGCAAGGCGCCGGCAGCGGCUGGCAGCUGCGCGGGUCCCGGUUCCUGCUGCCGACGCAGCAGCUCCUGCAGGAGUUCUGCAGCAUCCCCGCCGACACCGACAACAAGGCGCCCAAGAAGCCGGCGCAAGAAGAGCACGGCUCGUCGUCCUCCGCCUCCUGGCCGCCGUCGUCGACGCAGAUCCAGAGCAUGGACGCCGCCGAGCUGCAGAGGCUCAAGGCCAAGCUCUACACCAUGAUCGAAGAGGUGGACAGGAGGUACAGGAGGUACCGCGAUCAGAUGCGGGCGGUGGCGGCGUCCUUCGAGGCGGUGGCGGGGCAGCGGGCCGCGGCGGUGUACACGAGGAUGGCGUCGCGGACCAUCUCCAGGCACUUCCGGAGCGUGAGGGACGGGGUGGCCGCGCAGGUCCGGGCGGUGCGCGGGGCGCUGGGGGAGAAGGACGCGGGCGCCGCCGUGCCGGGGAUGACCAAGGGGGAGACGCCCAGGCUGCGGGCGCUGGACCAGUGCCUCAGGCAGCACAAGGCGUACCAGUCCGGCAUGCUCGAGAGCCACCCGUGGCGGCCGCAGCGCGGCCUGCCGGAGCGCGCCGUCUCCGUCCUCCGGGCCUGGCUCUUCGAGCACUUCCUGCACCCGUACCCGAGCGACGUGGAUAAGCACAUCCUGGCGCGGCAGACGGGCCUAUCGCGGAGCCAGGUCUCGAACUGGUUCAUCAACGCGAGGGUGCGGCUGUGGAAGCCGAUGGUGGAGGAGAUGUACGCGGAGGAGAUGAAGGACAAGGAGGAGGGCAGCGGCGGCGACGGUGGUGGCCAGUCGGCGCAGCAGGCCGGCGACCUGGCGAACCAUAACCCAGCGGACGGGAGCUACGCCUCCGAGGGGCGCGGCGAGCAGAAGCCGACCCGGGCGCAGCUGCACCAGCUGCACGACGCCGGCUCGCUGGCCUCCGUCGUGAGCAUCGGCCAGAGCACCGACCCGCAGGGCCUCAACUUCGGCAUGAUGGACCAGCUCGACUUCGACGCCUACGAGGCGGCCACGGCCGGGUUCGGCAACGGCGUGUCGCUGACGCUGGGGCUUCAGCACCAGCAGCAGCAGCAGCAGCACCACGGUGGCGUGAACGUUGCCGCGUUCGCCGCCGCAUCCCCGUCGUCGUCGUCCGCGGCGCAUGGCGGCGCCGCCGAGUUCCUGUUCAUGGCUGGUGAGGGCGUGCACCCGUCUGCUAACGGACAGUUCGGGGCGGGCAUGGGAUCAGGCGCCGACGUCGCGUCGCAGUACCACCGGGGGCUGGGCGGGUUCCACCUCCUCCGCGACCUCGCCGGGUGA
Triticum turgidum subsp. durum (durum wheat) is the source of this 1761-nucleotide messenger RNA. The record is from the annotation of a GenBank genome assembly. Lineage: Eukaryota; Viridiplantae; Streptophyta; Magnoliopsida; Poales; Poaceae.